Messenger RNA from Anthonomus grandis grandis, 7203 nucleotides. RefSeq names its product probable Rho GTPase-activating protein CG5521. The record is from RefSeq and is a predicted model, not a curated record. Bases 187 to 5889 code for a protein of 1900 amino acids. Lineage: Eukaryota; Metazoa; Arthropoda; Insecta; Coleoptera; Curculionidae. Gene Ontology annotation, molecular function: GTPase activator activity. Gene Ontology annotation, cellular component: nucleus; cytoplasm. Gene Ontology annotation, biological process: regulation of small GTPase mediated signal transduction; positive regulation of GTPase activity. The transcript is spliced from 27 exons.
CACUGUUUUGAUUUUUAUUCAGCGAGUCGUCAACUAAACCAGAAAGAAUUAAAAAAACUAAAAUCUUCAAAAAAUGUAGGUGGCUGAAACCCCUCUGUGGUGUAAUAAAGUGAAUUUGUGAUGAAUACCGUAAUUUUACUUAAUAAAUACCCUGAAAAUUAUACGUAAAUACAUCAUUGGAUUACAAUGUUCAGCAAGAAAAAUUUGGUUGAUGUUAAGAAGUCCACUGCCAAGAUCCAAGACCCCAAAAAGGAUUUGGCCAAUCGUAUCAAGCAUUUAAAGUUAAUUUUGGACAAUGUUGAUACUGCUGAAGCUAAGGGGCUCUUUGAGGCCAAUUUCAGUCAUAUCUACAAUAUUUUGUAUGAAAGCUUUUUGCAAAUGGAAUCAAAUCUUCGCCAAAGAGAGCUGUCUUUUCACUUAGCACCACAGCUCCGUCUGAGCAGAAUAAUGCUUUGCUCUCAGAACUGGUGUUGCUGGCAGGUUCUUGGACAGCAUCUUGUACAAUUGCAAGUACACAAAGCUCAUAAGGAAGAACUGGACUGUACCCUAUGGAUAUUAGAGCAAGUCAUAUGUCUCCUACCGGAAUUAAUACACCGCAGGUGGCAAUUGCACUCCUUAGGCCGCAUGUUGACCAAACUGCUACAUACCGGCAACUCUAUGAGACUGAGAAGACAAGGCAUCAAAUAUUUCCUGAUGUGGUACCAGGCUCUAAAUGAAAACGCUCCUGAUUACGUUCAUAAGUUAUUUGCGUCCUUAGUGCCUGGAUUUAAUAAUCAAGGGGACGUGGUGACGUCCCAGGGGAGCGCCAGUGUGUUCCACGAUCCCCAGAAUCCGGUUUCAGCGCCGGAAAUGUUGCCGAUUUUACCACCGUCUAGUGGGGAAAAGCUCCCGGAUCAUCCCAGCAGGUUUUAUCUAGAGGCUCUGCUGGACCACAUGGUGCAUACAGUGGUGAAACUGGAAUGGCAAGACAAGUCCUCACACCAUCACCGUUGCUUUAGUUUCUUAUUUGAACAAUUCAAAAUUUAUUACCUACCAAAGAUUUGCUCCAGUUUUAAUUACGAUACGUCCCUGUAUCGUCCCAAUUUAGAGCUGCCCUUGUUAAGAAAAAUGGAAAACGAAACGGAAUUCGUGUUUUGCCGUGUCUCUCUGAUUAUGUGGGUCACCAAUUAUAUUCACCAAGGGAAAAGGGAUCAUCAUCAUCAUCAGCAGCAGCAGCUGCCUAAUCAACGACAUGGCGAUCCUCCAGGUCAUGGAAAUGUCCAGGGAAGUGUUAGUAUGCCUGGGAAUGAAGAUGAUAUAGAGUCUGCCCACCAUAGUCUUGAUUCUACAAUUUCCAACCAAACCAACAAAACCGCUACCGACGAAGAGGUGGCGCACCAAAUAGUGCGAGAUGUACUUUGCUCAACCAGAGAAAACGUGGAUUUUAUCCACGAAAUUUAUCGUCAGGCGUUCCUUUUAAACUUUAGUCAUGUAGUGGCCAUCCGGAAAAUAAUUCUGGUUUAUAAGGACAUUAUUCAGGGCAACGUCACGGAAUUACCGCUAUUCGCCUUGGAACCCCCUGACGAAAUCUCCCGCCAUGAAAUGGCUGAUAACGGAAGAGCUGGGAGGUUAAGGAAUGAUUCUUACUUGGGGGCUAUACAUAAGGAAAAUGUGCUUGUUAGAGCUGGAAUACAGAAUUUGUAUCAACUGUUCAUGACCCAUGCGGCAAACGUGUUUUUAUUGGAAGUGAACCCGCAUAUUCCGAGACUAUUGGAAGAACAAACUGAUGCCUGUAAACGGAUUUUAAAUAUUUACAGAUAUAUGGUGAUGAACGUGCGGAUGGACAGCAAUACAUGGGAGCAAUUGCUACUCGUUCUGCUCCAAAUAACUUCGCUGGUGCUUGGCGAGACGCCCCCAAAAAAGAAAGCGCUGACCCUGGGCGGGAAAUUGGCUCCAGCCAUUUUCCAAACUUUAAUAGUGACCUGGAUCAAGGCGAACCUGAACGUUUCCAUAUCCAGAGAGCUUUGGGAUAGAUUCUUAGAUGUGCUUACGUCACUUACCAAUUGGGAGGAACUGAUCAAGGAAUGGGCGAAAACAAUGGAAACCUUAACUCGAGUACUGGCAAGACACGUCUACAAUUUAGACCUGAUGAACCUCCCGCUGGACCGACUAAACGAUCAUAAAAACAAACGAACGCGAAGACUAACUGUCCGCACGGACACCGCGUCCUCUUCCGUUUCCGGUGGGAAUCCGAGCGACGGAUUGCACCAAUCGGCUUCCAGGCAAGACUCCUCGUUGCCUGACGGGAAUAUUUUUACGUCGAAGAGGCUUAAGUCCGGUUUGUCGAGGAGCUAUAGCGAGGCGAGCUUGAAUAUUAAAAUGAGAUCGGCGGCCAGGAGAAGUUAUAAUAACAAGCAUAGGAGGUCGAAAUCUUUAGAGCUGCUACCUCCAGCCGAUACCGAGUCCACGGAUCGUACGAGAUCACCGUCCCCGGCGCCCUCUAGCGGAAUCGAGAGCAGUUCCAUUAAAGAUUCUCCAAUACAGUUGGACGUGCUGGUGGAAAACCAUAAUGGCGAACAAUCCGAUGAGCAAAGAGGAGUAGUAUGCGGCGGUACGGUUAGAGGCUGGAUUCCAGACGUGGCAGUAAUACUAUGGAAACGCAUGUUGGGAGCCCUGGGGGAUAUUAACCAAAUAUCCGAUCCCAAGUUACAUUGUCAAGUUUUCGAAUAUCUUAUCAAACUGACGGACACUCUUAUAAGAAUCAAGAAUAAUCAGGGGGUGUCCUUGGAUAAUCUGAGCACUCCGCAGGCUCCAGAAUUGAUCCCCCCGGUGACUUUGGUGCUGCCUUGGUGUUUCGGGGCCCUCACUUUACCUGAUAGCUACGAGUCCGGAAAGCUGAACGCUCUCAGGCUGCUUAUUUCGAUUAUGUUGAACUGUGAUCCGAAGUAUAGGACCUGUUUGUCGCAGUUUUAUGCCGCGAUACAUUCAGCCCUAACCGGACCGUCCAGAGCAACCAAACACACCGCGAUAAAGUACCUUGGACCGCGUUUCCUGUCACUCCAGCUGCCCGGAUCCACUCUCCUGCUCCUUGACAUCGUUCAGGCGUGUAACGACGUCCUCCACACCACUCCGGAGAAAGUGGAUUCCGCCCCUAGGACCGAAGCCGUUUCAAUUUUGGCCAAUCUGCUGAGCCUCCCGGACGAUCUUAGAACCAUAUCGGUGUUUCAGCCGGAACAAAAUAUCGGGAUUAUGUCCAAUUGUCAGGAUAUAAAGGAGCAAGUUGUGAGUAUUUUACUGAGAGCCGGUAAGAGGGAGCCGUCGGGAAAAGCAAGAUGUAUCGCACUUUCUCGAUUAGGCAUGUUCGUCUAUAAGGAGUUGAGUAAUCAGACUUUUCAUCCGAAGAUCGUGGAGGCUGUUACCGUCCUACUUAUGGCUUUAAAGUUUAGCAAUAAAAUGAUCGCUCAGCUGGCCAGCGAUAUUUUGUUCUUGCUUUGCAGUCAUGCAGCGGUUUUAUGGACGAGAUACCCCAGGUUAGGAAACGCUGUGAUAAGUGAACUGUGCGCUGCGCUACUUGUUCAUGCACCUUUAGGUGCAACAGCUUCAGAAAGUGACAGAGCCUUGUGCACCUCCUUACUUCUCUGUUUAGGCGAAUGGUGUAUGAAAUUAGGAACUGAACGGUUAUUGCAGCCUAACGAGUACGGAGAGCAUCGCAGUAGCUGCUUAUUAUUGCAAGUCUUUUCGGUUCUACAUAAAAUAAUCACUGGCUCACCUCACCAAUCAACCCAAAAGACCAUGAUGCACCCGGAGGACUUCGAUCCCACCAUAGUCGCGGACGACCCACCCCACCAUGCCAGAAUCUCAGAGGGGAGCAUUCCGUCAUCAUUCAUCUCAAAUAAAACCCAAUCAAAGAGCACCCAUUACCAAAGAGCGGUGGCCUUGUGCGCCGAAACUGUGUUAGCCCAUCUGGUGAACCAUUUGGGGCAUUUCCCAUUGGCCAUCGGGGCCGCCCGACUUAGCUCUCUGGUCUCGGAACACGACGACAUCCCCUGUUUGUCCUCGGACGAUCUGUCUAACGUCAUAUUUUCGGUGCCUAACAUACAGCUGUUUAUUUUGAGCAAAAACGUGAUUGCGAGCCUAAUAGAGUUGCCGACUCUCGUGUCGCCGGGAGGGGGCGCCACUGCAGGCUUAGUCACUGCCGACAAACAAGUUCGCGUUCUUUUACGGGAUAUUUCUGGGAAGUCUAGCUGGGACGCCUCGAUCUUAUACCGGACUCCAGAGAGCGUUGAAGAGGAGGCUAAAACUGACCUAAUCGUAGACUAUGACCUAUCAGAUACAGGCAGUUGCAUGGAACCGGAAAGUCUUAUGCCCGAAGGCCUAAUACCUCAAAAUCUACCACAAAGAGCAAUGAGGCAUAGACCUCCCAACGUUUUACCCGACGUAUCCAAUGCUGCCCCCGAUCUGGACCAACUGGAUGACCUUUUACAAUACUUGGGACACACGAGCCCUGAAUGCCUCGAAUGCCCCAAUAUUAAGUUGAACGAACCCGGGGCGCCCCCGUUGUAUUUGGAGCUCGAACAGGAGGUGAUCGCAUCGGUCAUCAGUCAGAAAAAUGUGGAAAUCGAAGAGUCGAGGAUCACGCAGCAUUCGUGUUUCAUGAUGGGGAAACCGGUGAGGAGACCCAUGAGGAGGCAACGCCGCAGGAGGAGCAGUAUUAGUUCGAUCGACUCCACACUCAAUACAGAUUCGUUCGGGAACCUCGAACAAAACGCAUUCCAGCAAUGCCGCCUCCUCUUCUCCCAACUGGGAUUAUCUGGCUGGGAUCGCAGAAAACAGGUGCAUCUUUUGGAAAAGAAUGAUCGGCUUCUGAGAGAGUUAAGGAAUCUGGACAAUCAAAGCUGCCGAGAAACCCAUAAGUUCGCUGUGAUAUACGUCGCACCGGGCCAAGAAGACAAAAACUCCAUUCUAUCAAACCAAAGCGGCAGCGCGGCCUACGAACAGUUUUUAGCUUCUCUAGCGUGGGAAAUCGAGCUGGAGUACCACACCGGAUUCUUGGGCGGUCUACAGAAACAAGGCUCCACCGGAUUGACGGCCCCGUAUGUCGCCAGCAGUUUCAUGGAAGCGAUUUUUCAUGUUGCGACCCGAAUGCCGGGCGAAAGCCCUGAAGCGGUGUUAAAUAAAACAAGACAUUUGGGAAACGACGAAGUGCACAUCGUAUGGUCCGAACACAACCGCGACUACCGUAGAGACAUUAUUCCCACUGAAUUCUGUGAUAUUUUAAUAGUGAUUUACCCAUUAGGGAAUAAUUUGAACCGGGUUACUGUCGACUGUAAGGCUGAUGUGCCGUAUUUUGGUGUACUGUUUAAUGAGGCAAUCGUGGAGAGCAACAUACUGGCCGGAUUGGUGAGGGCGACCGCUAUAUGCGCCAGCAGAGCUAAAAGAAUGACUUAUCAGUAUUAUCAGCAAUAUUACGAAGAACGCGCCAGAUCAUUGGAAACCGUCGUGUCCAAACACAAGAGCAGCGCCACUUUUGAGGAGUUCAUAUCGAAAGUGUACAGUCCGGUACCGAGUCCAAGUCCCUUUUGUCCUUCAGGAGCGUCCAGUCUCACCUGCACGGAUUCUGUCUCUUGCGCCAACAAUUCCUCGACUUUAGCAGCGGCUUUGAUUGAUUCUGCUCACGGGCAUUCUCAUAAAAGCGGCCAGAGGGUGGAUCAGAAGUUUAGAGCGUCAGCAAAUGAGCCAUCGCGAACCAUAUCGUGGUUAAACCCAUCGGAAACUUCGAGUGGCGAGUCGAGCAUAUCGCCGCGGGCAUUAAAGAAAUUGGGAAACUUGAAAAACGCGAGGAAAUCACUGAAACAGGAACAAGCCGAGUCGCCCCCCGAGAGUCCCGUGCAAAUGACCAAACGGAAAUGAUGCGUAAGUGAAAUUAUCGAAUUUUUGUCCCUUAAUUGAGCCAAAGGUAAAGAACCAUCGUCGCAUGUUCAACUUAUAGUUAAGAAAACACUUUUGCGAAUGUAUAAAAGAAUUAUCGUUAUUAUUGAUAUAAGUUUAAAAGGUUGUGCACAUAGAAGUUGCAUUUGUAAUAAUAAUACUAAUAAUAUAACGCUUAACGGAAUACGUGUAUAGAUUAUUUUUAAGUAAUCAGAAAAUCUUGAAUAUUUUUGUUGUUCGUUUAGGUAGUAUAAGCGUUAAUAAUAUAUUUAAGUCUAACAGAGACUAAAAUUUCCAUACAUUCAAGCUUAAGAAGUAUGUUAAACGGCCUCAGUUGUAAGGUUGAUAAUAUUAAGGUGUUUAAGUCAAAAAUGGCUGUUUAUGGAUUUUAAACCCAGAAAAAGUCGUUUAAAUUACAUAUGGAGGCAAAUGAAACUUCCAAAUCGCUACAAUGCAUUCUUUUUGCCCUAUUGUGUGAUCAUCAGGGCGUUACCUUUCUUUUAAGUUUCCUUUGCCUUCUACAUCCAACUUUAAUCGUUAAAAAGAAACUGUUUAUUAGUCUUUGCUAUAAAAAAUAAGUUUGGUUGUUAAAUUUCUUAUACCAGGUGUCUGGAAAAAGUCAUUUUAAAAUAUAUUUUUAUACAUAACCCCUUAUGUCGAUUAUAAUCUAUUUCCUUGGAUCUUGUAUACUGAACUGUUAAGGUAUUAGCUUAAACUUUUUUUUAGGUUCUAGUUUGUAAUAAUUUAAACUAAUAAUUUUCCCUCCACUGACUGUUUAUUAUUUACUUGUUAUAAAUACAUAUUUUUCUUAUAAUUACGUUUGUUUAAAAAAAUGUUAUUGUUUAUUUAUUAGCUAUUUAUUUUAUAAUACAUUACAUAUAUUCAUAUUAACUACUGUGCAUUUAUUAUUAGACUAAAUUUUCACACUUUUUUAACUUGAAUAAGUGUUUUUCUUUUUUGAAGUAAUUUAUUUGUUUUUUUUUUUAAUCUAAUCGUUCGAUAACAAUAAAAAAAUCAGUAUUUAAACUGUAAGCAACCAAAUACACCAUAAAUGUGACAAUUUUAUGAAAUGAGACUGCGAAAACUUAGAAGAGUGAUAAAAACAGGUUAACUUGGGAUUACCGAGAUUUAUGUUUAUACAGCCAGAUUAUAUUGUAAAAGGUGUAUUUGCUUACAAUAGUAUUAAUCUCGGAUUUGUUAAAUUAAUUAUAAAUGUUAAGUACAAUCAUAAGAGUGAACAGUACUUAUUUAGAAAGCUUUAUUACAUAGGAAAUAAACACUUUUCACCAAAAAAAA